UCAUUUUUUCCUCCAUCAGGGGAGAAGGGCAGAAUACCCUCCCCCUCGGCGAGAUUUACAAAUCCGGGCAGAGACAGCUACAGGCAUGAACAUACUUCAUGGUUUCCAGCAUGACUGGCACCUUCCCAGCAGUGCCUUCACAUGCGAUUACAAACAGAUGGAGGAAGAGACAAGCACUUCUGAGACUACACUUUGGAGCAGAGCCUGAGUAGAAAACAUGGCUGUGAUGUUUGCGCACGGUAUGGAUAACAACAAUGCUCCUUUUGCUCUCCCUACAUCAUUGCUCCUGCUGCAGAACUUCAGCUACCCCAAAACCUCGAUCCCUCCUGCUAGCCAUGAGACGACAGAGUCAGGCAAAGAGGCCAGGUCAAACAGGAACCAUACUGUCUUGCAGUAUGAUCUGAGGCCAGAGGAAAUCAUAGCAGCCAGCAUGAUUUUUGGAGUAUUGUGGCUGUUUUCCAUCUUUGGAAACUCCCUUGUUUGCUUAGUGAUCCACAGGAGCAGGAGGACACAGUCAACCACCAACUACUUUGUUGUCUCCAUGGCUUGUGCAGACCUUCUCAUCAGUGUGGCAAGCACCCCCUUCGUGCUGCUCCAGUUUACAUCAGGCAAGUGGACGCUGGGGAAUAUGAUGUGCAAGCUGGUAAGGUACAUACAAUAUCUCACCCCUGGAGUCCAGAUAUACGUGCUCCUCUCCAUAUGUGUGGAUCGAUUCUACACUAUUGUCUACCCCUUGAGCUUCAAAGUGUCAAGGGAGAAAGCCAAGAAAAUGAUUGUAGCAUCUUGGAUUUUUGAUGCUGUGUUUGCAUUGCCUGCUUUCUUUUUCUAUGGCUCCAACUGGGAUGACCAUUGCAACUUUUUUCUCCCAAAUUCUUGGGAGGGAGCCAUCUACAGUAUCAUCCACCUCCUUGUGGUGUUUUUGAUCCCAUCUAUUCUCAUUAUCCUAUUCUACCAGAAAGUCAUCAAGUACAUUUGGAGAAUAGGCACUGAUGGCAGGACUGUCAGGAGGACAAUGAAUAUUGUUCCAAGGACAAAAGUGAAGACCAUCAAGAUGUUCCUAAUGUUAAAUUUAUUGUUUCUUCUGUCCUGGCUCCCUUUUUAUGUGGUACAGCUGUGGCACCCACAUGAAAAAGACUACAGAAAGAGUUCCUUGGUUUUCAUGGCUAUCACAUGGAUCUCUUUUAGCUCUUCAGCCUCUAAGCCAACCCUAUACGCAGUGUAUAAUGCAAACUUCAGAAGAGGGAUGAAAGAAACUUUUUGCAUGUCCUCCAUGAAAUGCUACAGAAGCAACGCAUACACCAUCACCACCAGUUCAAGGAUAGCCAAAAAAAAUUACGUUGGGAUCUCAGAAAUCCCAGCGCCGGCCAAAACUGUAACCAAAGACUCAAUCUAUGAUUCAUUUGACAGAGAAGCAAAGGAAAAAAAGCUUGCCUGGCCUAUUCAUUCAAACCCACCAAACACAUUUGUCUAAUUGAUUUAAUUGCUUUGAAAAAUGAUUAUGCACCACCAGAACAAAGAGCUUUAUCUCCUUUCUGAAGAAAUGUAUAUUUACGUAUUUUUAAUACAACUUUCAGGGAGGAAAAAAAGAUGUUUUAUUUUAUUAAAUGUUUUGAUUUUAAUGUAUCCAGUCUAUCUAAUUUUACUUACACUCUGCUUUUCGGAAAUACCAUCCCUAAAUCAUGAGCAUAUUUUUUUAUGAAAAAGGAAGCUCUUACAAUAUCUGUAUGUAGUAAAAAAAAGAAAGAGAAAACACUGCUUUUUUAAUCACUGUACUUUGGCCACUCUAUAUAAAUGCAUAAA
This is a messenger RNA of Dromaius novaehollandiae (emu), 1800 nucleotides long. It is a transcript of the gene GPR19, whose product is annotated as G protein-coupled receptor 19. The record is from RefSeq and is a predicted model, not a curated record. The transcript is spliced from 2 exons. Gene Ontology annotation, cellular component: plasma membrane. Gene Ontology annotation, biological process: G protein-coupled receptor signaling pathway. NCBI's taxonomy places the organism in Eukaryota, Metazoa, Chordata, Aves, Casuariiformes, Dromaiidae. Gene Ontology annotation, molecular function: G protein-coupled receptor activity. Bases 218 to 1471 code for a protein of 417 amino acids.